Messenger RNA from Cylicocyclus nassatus, 417 nucleotides. The record is from the annotation of a GenBank genome assembly. Lineage: Eukaryota; Metazoa; Nematoda; Chromadorea; Rhabditida; Strongylidae.
AUGGUCGAUCUCAUGUUUAGAUACCACGCUCCUGCGGUCAUCAUCGCAACGACAUCAUCUCUUAUCAACAUCAUCGGACGCAAAGAUAUCUUCAAUAUGCAUAUAACCCGCCUUACGGCACUAAUUGGCAAUGAGGCAUCUCAGAUCCCGGAGCCUGUAGUGGUCAAGCUUGCCACACUCAACUUCCUACCAGACAGUACCACAGACUUGGAACCAAUUUGGAAUACCAUUCAAGCAUUGGAAAGUGUCCCUGUCAAUGUUGAGUAUAACGGUCCUGUCCGUGAUAACAUAUUUCUUUGGACUUGCGUUACUCCUAGCAUUGGCCAAACUAGCAUACAUCUGCGUUGUGGCGAUGGUGAAGGCAAGCGUUUUGAUAGUCCACAUGUUGUAUAUAUGUCUAAGAGCAGCCAACGAUAA